This is a messenger RNA of Seminavis robusta, 2172 nucleotides long. NCBI's taxonomy places the organism in Eukaryota, Bacillariophyta, Bacillariophyceae, Naviculales, Naviculaceae. The record is from the annotation of a GenBank genome assembly.
AUGAGUCUGCAAAACAGUUUGACGCAACUGCGUCGCAUGAACUCGUCGUUCAACUUGGACAACAGUGCUCUACAAGAAGACUCCAAAUUCUCGACGAAACUCAAAGGCCGUUCGGUGCGUUCCAUUCGUCGCAUUCGUCAAGAACAACAAGAUCAAGAUUUAUUGCACAGAACACUCCAAGAUGCCUGUCAAUUCGCCUACGGAACCCAAAUGGUCGAAGUAUGGGUCUGGAAUCCCAUGACAUCCAAACUCACACGCCCCGAAGGAGGAUGGUGGAUUGAUCCCUAUUGGCAAUUCGAUACGGCCGUCUUUUGUCAAUUUGUCGAUGCCAAAAGUCACGAUUAUAUUGCGCCGCCGGCAUUGAGUCCAGGUGUCGGUGUGCCGGGAGUGCUGUGGAGUGAUUUACGAACCACCGGACGGGAUCAUCAUCAUGGAGGAGGAGGAGGUCAUGGGACACGGCGCAGUCGAAAAAGCGGUGGUGGGGGAAAUAGUUCGGCGCUCUUGGACAGUACCUUUUUGGCACAAAUCUUUAGCGACGACAACAAUCAUAAUGGCAAUAACCAGUAUUUGGGUGGACAGCGUAUUGCAUGGAGGGACCUCAAGGCACUUGCCAAUGAUCCAGACCAGCCGCCCAAUCGACGCUUGCAAGUACUGGCAUCGUCCACGGAUCUCAAAUGGACCGGUGGAGUCCCCUUUAGUAUUCAAGGACAAGAAGGCAUUGUCGUAUAUUAUGCACGAGAGGGAACCAACGUGCCCAAACUACAAGAUCCUACCAAUACCACCUAUCUCACGGCAGCAUCGGACUUUGUCGGAUCGUGUCUCGCACUGAGAAUACCCAGAAGAAACGCCAUUGCGAGACGACAAUGCCAAGUCGAUCGAAACUUUCGCAAGGUCAAGCGGGCAAUCCUCUUUCUCAUUCGAAAUGGAGCCGAUUUCGAAUCCAUUUCCAAGGGAAAAUACGAUUGGGACAAUCAACAACAGCACCACCAUCAAUUCAACAACAACACCACCACCGAGCUGGAUCCAAAUGAUCAAAUCCAAGAAGUCACCACGACUACCAAAACGAGCUGGACCCAACAAGCCGUCACGUUCCUGACACGAAAAAGUAAACAAUCCAUUUCCAAAUUCAAGGGGGCGGCCACUCAAGCACCACCCACCUUUACCUGGGAAAUGUCAGGAUUCACGUCCAUGGGAGUCCUACUUUCCAUGGUCGCAGUGUCCAUUGUCAAUGAACUAUUUCUUAACAAGGUGGGGACACACUACCAAAUUCCAAUGGGAUCCAUGGCGGCCCUCCUCGCUUUGCAGUUUGGGUUGACGGCGGCACCGGCGGCACAACCCCGCAUGGUCUUACAGGGACAGGUCGUAUCCAUGCUGAUGGCGUUGCUAUGCGCACAACUCAAGUUGGCUCCAUGGUUCCAACAAUCCUUGGCAUGUGCUCUGGCCAUUGGAGCCAUGGCCAAGGUGGGAGUCGUCAAUCCACCGGCGGCGGCCAAUGCCUACAUCUUUGCCAGUGGCACGUGGGGUUUUGGAAACAUGCUGUCCACUCUGAUUGCCAACCUGAUCGCCAUUUUGUGCUCGGUAUUCAUCAAUAACUUGUCGGACAAUCGACAAUACCCCACUUCAUGGGGCAUUCCACAACUAUUCCUCAGUCGAGACAUGGUGGAAAAUCAAAUGGAACAGGAUCGGGAGGAUACCGUCACCAUUUUGUUGCGGCGGGCACGAUCGUUGCGGAAAAUGAAGAGCUUUGGUCGAGCAUCUUCCUUUUCAGGGAGUGGUGCGGGUGACACCAACAAAUCAACAUCAGACGACAAUAUUAAUUUGGAGGAGGAGAUUAUUGUGUUUGACACCACUGUGAAUACUACGUUCAGCAAACAACCAGAAGAACUGAUGAUACAAUCUUCAUUGUCCGAGGAAACACCACCUCCAGGCGACAAGCAGCAGGAUCCUCCCGACUUUGAGAACAGCAUUAAUAUCACUACAGCAGCAAUGUCGGAUGAUGAUAUGGAUGAAGAAAUGGGCGGGGCAAAACCAUCGGUACGGUUUGCGGAAGACUCUGCCAACACCAUCAUUUCGAUGGACGGGACAACGGGAAACGACUCAGCAGGCAGCAGCAGCAAACCUCAGGGACGACAUCGCAGAUCCCCUGCGGCAGCUUCCAACAUGUUCAUUUAG